AUGGACGCCCCGCCAGCAGCCUCCCCCGCCAGAAGACGUCCCCCGCCCCCAACACGGGGCAUCCUCAAACCCCCUCCACCACCCGCAAAGCCCUCCCUCGGCAACAGACUGAGGGACAUCGUGUGGGGCGACGCCGAGGGAGAUCCCCGGAGUCAAGACGGUGCUGCAGCGAGUGGGGGUGGCGGGAGGGAGCCGGGGGAAGGACAGAUGAGGGGACUGCCGACCCCCAGAGCGUUGGGCGGACAGGGAGGGACGUUGGCUUCCUUGUCCGGAAGGUUGGCGUUCGGCUUUGGGAGGCUGGUUGCGCCGCAGCCUCCUGCGACUGUGGUUCCUGCCAAACAUGAAGCUGCUCCGUCAGAGUGCUCGGCACUGCAGGGGGAGCAUGGGCCGGGGCCGGGGCAGCAGGGGCAGCAGGGGCAGGUGGUGGCGGUCAAGAAGAAGCAGCCGUUGAAGAAGGCGACGUUCUUGUUGCCGAGCAUGAGCGUUACUUACCCGAUAUCGUCGCAAGGGGAGCCGUGGUCGCUGAAGGUGCUGGAGGACCGUCAGAAGAUCGAGGUAGCCCAGCGACAGUUGUUGGAAGCGAGCACAGGCCCCGAGUACUGGACCCCUCAGCGCCUGGUCACCUUGUACGAGCAAGCAUGUAAAUCAAGAGAAGAGAGACCCAAAAUAGGUGUUGUUCGCGCCCUCGAAGUGAGUGCAUCCCUUGCGACCAUGAGCAAGGCUGACAAAUCGCCCCUCACCCGGCACUCGUCCUUCCCCUUGGCAGACUUGCUGGCCAUCCAGUUCGGCCUGUAUGAGCUGUAUUUGGAAGAGGGCCUUGUGGGAGAGGGUGUAGCGGGGGAGGAUGUGUUGAGAAAUGUGUUGCAUGGGUUGCUUGUCAGUGGAGGAUUGGGGGUGUUGGGGCUGAAGGGGAAUAGGAGGGUGAGGAGUGGGGGGUGGCGUUUAGUUACAGUGUUUCUGAAGAAGGCGAAAGACUUGAAGUAUCUUGACGUCUCCGAAACAGUCUGGGACAGAAAGAGUAUAGAAUACCUCGUCCAAUCUCUCGACGGCUCGAACCCUACCCCUCCUGCACCCACCGCCUCCUCUUCGACUUCCGAAUCAUCCUCCGCCAAUAAUCUAUCAACGACCACCGAAGAGCAAGAGCAAGAAGAACACGACCAGACGAUAUACGCCCCCUUCGUCCCGCCAGCGCCGUUACUCAAGCCGAGUACGAACCCGGAGGAGGAACAAGGGCCGGCGGCGUUGGUCAGUUUGAGGAUGGAUGGGUGUGGCCUGAAGGGAGCUGUUUUGGAAGUGCUCGCGCAAGGCAUAAGGACUUCCCGUCUGCACCAUAUUUCACUUCGCUCGAACCGGAUUUCGCCGCAAGGAGCUGUUGCGGUCGCUUUGAUGAUCAGGGAUUAUCCGGAUAGCGGGGCUGUUACACUUGCGGACCGGCUGGGUAGCAGCUUGACGAGCACGGGCGCAGGCGCGGGUUCGGGUUCGGGUUCGGGUGCGGGAGCGGGGGUGGGGGCGGGGGCGUCUGGACCGCAGGUACCAGCAAAAACCGAAGUACCAUACGCCCCAAGAGUCCGAAAAGCCACCAGACCCAUAUCACCUCAACCUCCUCCCGUCCCUACCACCAAACCCUCAUCCUCUCCUCCCAUCCCCCAACGCCCCGCUCCUACUGUAGCAAAGCCAAAGAAAGAAGACAGCGACAGCCUACCUGCCAUACCCACAGUCUCGUCGACUUCGUCAGGCGGGGUGGUGAGCAAGACGGUGCCGGAGGGGUAUCGAGCGCCAGAGAGGGGCAGUGUGAGGGAUAGGUUGGCUAUGCCGUUUACGGCUGAGCCUUUCGAUCAGAAUUCAUACCCUGCUUCAGAAUCGGCGUUGGGAGAGAAGGAGCCGGCACAUGAGCAGGGUGUGAGGGGGCCGGGGAGGGGCAAGAGUUUGGCGUUGGAAAGGAAUGUGAAGGCUUUGGAAGGGGUGGAGAGGGUUGGGAGAUUGAUGACGCUUGAUUUGAAGGGGAAUGAUAUUCGCACGGGUGUUUCCUAUAUCGCUCAAGUGCUGAAGAGGAACCGGACACUGAAAGUGCUCAACCUUUCGAGCAACAACAUUCCUCCUUCGGGCCUUGUGCUUUUGGCAGAAGCGCUGAAAUACAAUACCACCCUCGAGACUCUCGAUCUGUCCAACAAUCCUUGCUGCUCAACACCCACUUUCGGUACCGCAGGAACAGGCGUGACGGAAGGCAUCGAAGGCGUCCAAGCGCUCCGGAUGGCAUUCACAAUAAACACCUCCCUCAAACGCCUCUUCCUCUCAAACACAAACCUCACCAACGAAGGUGCCAUAGCCCUCGCCGAGUUCCUCCCCGAAUCCAAAUCCCUCCUCCACCUCGACCUCACAGAAAACCCGGGUGUGGGCGAAGCGGGCGUGAUGGCGCUCGCCAAAGGCCUUCGUGGGAAUGAGUUUGUGAGGUGUUUGGAUGUGACUAUCCCGCCCUCGACGGGGGAAGGAUGGCAGGAUGGAGAGAAGAUGGGGAUGUGGUUGCGCAUGAUUCUGGAGAUUUGUAUAAGGAACACUGAACAUGCGGCGCAGCUCGUUUCUGCCGAAUCGUCCUCCUCCACGACUACGGCGGCGGGGACGGGGGCGGGGGAGAAGGAGAAGGAGAAGGAGAAGAAACAUGGAAGGUCGGCGUCGCAUGUGACGAACCAGAUCUGGGCGCCGCUGAAGAAGAGUGCGGUGUUGAAGCGGGGGAGGGAAGAUGAGGAGGAGAGGAAAGAGAGGGAGAGGGAGGAUUUGUUUAAAUCGAUGGAGGGCAAGGUGCGGGCGGAGGUUUAUCAGCUUGUGGCGGAGGAUGUAAGGAAGGAGGUGGUGCAGGUUAUCAAGGGGCUGGAAGACUGGCUUGCCGCUGGUCUGAAAUCCAAAUCGCCGGCUUCACCUGUAUCCCUCCCCUCCACCCCCUAUGCCGAGGUACACGCCCGCGGAAAAGUCCUCGGCGAGCGUUUGGUGGAAGACAUUGAGAGAGGAGAAGAAGAGGGACUGGAAGAGUCGUUGUCUCUCAACGAAACGCUGCGCGGGGUGCUCCAAAAGUGCGAGGGCUUUGUACCGCCUCAGCAGAGAGUACUCUUGCCAUCCGAGAUUGUCCAGCAACAACAGCUCUUGUCGCCCGCACCGACCAAGCACCACCGGCGAAGUUCAUCUCGCAACUCUGCGACUUCUCCUACCCCUCGCCGAAGCUCCGUGCAUGGAAGGGUGGGAAGUUUGGAGAUUUCGAGCCCUAAUUUCUCCCUGGGCGAUUCGGAUGAAGAAGGAGAUAGCGAUGCGGAAGAAGUGGACGUGGGCUCUAUCGAGCGCGGUGCUUCCGGCACAGUACCCACUCUUGGUUCUCUCGCCGCUACAGUCGACGCAGCUGGUGAAUACCCCGAGACGCCCGAGAAGGAUAAGAAGGAAGAGCAGGGGGCAGGUAAGGGACUUGGGCUUGAGAUGAAUGAUGUGCAGAAGGAGAUUGAGAGGGGUUUGAUGGAAGCGCAGGCUGAGCUGUAUUCGCCGUCUUCUUCGCCCACUCGCGCUACGUCGGGCGCCCCCGCCUCCCCCACGACACCGACCAAGCCCGCGCUGGCAUCUCUCGACGUGCCCACCCCGACUGGCGCCACUUUGACCCCGGGAGACCAUAGUCCUGUUGAAAAGGUGUCGAGAGCGAUGGUAGAGGAGGAAGGUGAGAUUUUCAGGAAGGGGGUGAAACUGGGCGUGGUGGAUGAUGAGAGUGAGGAUGAGGAGGAGGCGACGGCGGAGGAGAUGCUGGGGAAGAAGGGCGAGACGAAGAGGCGGGGAAGUACUGGAGUCAGUGGUGAAGAGUUGAGGAAGGAGAUUCUCGAAACCCCCGUCGCAAGGAGUCCAACCAGAAGAGUCAUCCCUCUCGAAGGCGAAGAAGGCGAAGAGCGAGAAGAGCGUGAGGACAGCGCUGGAGAGGAGUAG
This is a messenger RNA of Cryptococcus wingfieldii CBS 7118, 3951 nucleotides long. RefSeq lists its product as hypothetical. The record is from RefSeq and is a predicted model, not a curated record. The coding region runs from base 1 to 3951 and encodes 1316 amino acids. The transcript is spliced from 7 exons. NCBI's taxonomy places the organism in Eukaryota, Fungi, Basidiomycota, Tremellomycetes, Tremellales, Cryptococcaceae. Gene Ontology annotation, molecular function: protein binding.